Molecule: messenger RNA, 2040 nt
Organism: Penicillium robsamsonii
Lineage: Eukaryota; Fungi; Ascomycota; Eurotiomycetes; Eurotiales; Aspergillaceae
Product: putative C6 transcription factor
Exons: 3
Coding region: 1-2040 (679 amino acids)
Source: RefSeq, a predicted model, not a curated record
AUGAAAGAUGAGCGUCAACCGAGAGCUAAGCGGGCUAAAAACAAACAUAAUGAGCAGAACCGCAGCCAGUUGACGCCGGAGGAAGAGGAAGAGCCGGAGAUAGAAGACACGGUACAGAUCUUGGAGCAUUUCGUGGAUAUUAUUCCUCUCUCCGAAUCAGCAGGCGCCGCCCCCGAUAUCCUCAAUUCAUACUGGGAGACCCAGGAUCCGCAGAGAUACGACCAAAAGCUUGCAUUAAUCCGAGAUGUGGUCCGCGCCCUGCCAGAAUGGGAUAUCAUCCAACUCCUCUACGAGGUCUUUGUCACGCGUUGCCAGGGACCUUUGGGAAAUGUGGUGCACACCCCAAGCUUCAUGACACAAGCCGAUCAACUGCGCCACUGUUUGGAUAUGGCUUCCCCCGAUACGGCCAUCGCUAGUACGAUAUCUAUGGACUCUCUUGCUGGUUUGCUUCUCGCGCUCGUGCUUGGACUCGAAUUUCAUCCAACUCCGUCCAUUUUGGGUGUCCAGCUUACUCCGUUGACUUUCUCCGUGGAGCAACUCCGUGCGUCGAAUGAGCCUAUAUCGACAUGGCGGUCCCUCGGUGUGCGCUGUCUCCAGGGAGGUAUUUCCCUCUUUUGUGGCUCUAUCUCCAGCUUACAAGCGGUCAUAAUGAUCCUGCUGGAUACAAAAGCGAGCCCGUUGGAGCUUGAUGCCAUCUUGGCUACCGCCAUUUCGGGUGCGCGCAAACUUGAAUUGCAUCGCUUGGGCAAUGUCACUUUGGAUGCCUCCUUAGGUUAUAGCUCGGCGACCGCUGAGCCACCUCACAUUCGCACGGAGAUUGCGAUUCGAAUUUGGUGGGCUCUUGUCAUGAGAGACUGGUCGCGCGGACAGGCUCUGGGCUACUAUACUAUCCAACCCUCACAAUCUAAUACCCGGAUGCCGCUUCACCUUAAUGAUGACGAUCUACUUAGGACACAUGGCAAGAUUCCUGAGCGCCCUCGGUCUGAGUUUACCAUGCUGUCAUACACAGUACACGCUUUAGAAAUUUCAAUCAUUGUGCGGGAAUUAGUUGAUCUCAGGGACACCGCAAACGAAGCUAGUCAGCGGCGUCAGCACCUCAAUCAAAAAUACGAAAAAUACGUGGCAAGUUUGCCGUCCUACUUUAGAUUGGGAAGCACUGCCGGACUCACAGCCAUGGGUCCCUUGGCUGCUAUCCCAGUUCAACGAUUCAUGUUGCAUCAACAGCUGUGGAGUCUACUCCUCCGCCUACAUCGCGGUACUCUCUCCUCUCCCAUGGGGCGCGCAUCUUGCCAUCAGCUGGCUCAUAACAUUAUCAACACACAAGCUCAGAUCCAAGCCCGUUGCACAGUUUGUGGCUCACUAUCCACCAACGAAACCCAACUCUUCAACGCGACCGUUGUGCUGGUUUUGGGGCAACUGUUUGAUUCUCCGUCGACCGAGGCCGAGCGCUCGAGUGCCCAACUCGGUCGCUUAAUGACGCGAGACCAUAUCCGUGAGGCUAUUGAACUGUUGCGUACCGAAGUCUCACCGAAGCGACCCUAUGGAGACGCUAUCUCCCAACAAUUGCCGCAAAACUCGGUGUCGCGCAGUGUUAUGACCCUCGAGGCAUUGAUGAAGUUAGAAGAGGAUUUAGGUGAUGGUACGAACCGUCAUGCGGGAUCGAACCAGAAGCGUCCCAUCCACCGCCAGGUUGUAGAGAUCUUGAAGACAUUGAACGAUCCAGCCACUCCUGCUGAUUCACCCGUUCUAAGAUCAUCGACUCCUAGGGACACCCCUUUGACUCACUUCAUGCCUGGCCCCGAUCUAGAUGUGAUGCCCAUUCUGUCUAAUGGGAUGAGUCCUAAUAUGUGGGACUUCUUGGACUUCCAGAUACCAGAAGACGUAGGCAAAGAGAAGUUCUCGCCUAUGGCCCAUGAAUCCCCAUCACCUCUAGGGAGUGGACCCACGUUGGAUCCUGCAACAACCCCUUCGAGUGCUGACGUCUUUGCGGCUGCUGAUCUUCACAACGUGAUGGGAAAUGAGAGCCUUCCUUCCUGGUGA